Paramecium sonneborni is the source of this 395-nucleotide messenger RNA. NCBI's taxonomy places the organism in Eukaryota, Ciliophora, Oligohymenophorea, Peniculida, Parameciidae. The record is from the annotation of a GenBank genome assembly.
AUGCAAAUAAUCCACCAAUCUAUAGAUAAGAUUGAUCAAUUAAAUCGAAUAAUAAUUAAAGGAAAAUUAAGAGAUUUUUUGAUGUUACAAAUAAGGUAGGUAAUAACAGAUUAAAAUUGGGAUACAAUAUUUCUCAUUAUUCAUUAUUAAAUAAUAUUCCCGUUUUAAUAUCGAAAGUAAAAUUAUUUCAUCCAGUUUGAUAUUUCAGAUUAAGUUAUCAUAUAUAUUUAAUAAUAUAGAUAAUUGUUGACAAAAGAGAAGUGAAAAGCAAAAAGUAGAAGCAAAUCCAGAAGUAAAUUCAGAAAUAGACGUAGAUUCUUUCUCAAAUAAGGACUAAACUGAUUAUUAUGAAAAUUAAAGGCACAAAUGGAAAGAGUAAUAGAAAAAAAAAUUGA